AUGCCUGUCUUUGAUGGGCGCGGGCUUGUGCCACCGGCGCCUUCCGAGGCCACGGGGGUGGUGGCCCCAGUACUGGUGUCUUCUGGCGAUUCUGGCGAGGAGGAGAGGCCCGAUUCGGAGGCGACCCUGGAGGGGGAGGGGGAGACCUCUCCUCUUGUAGCGGACCUUCUCGGCGCCCUUCCUGACGACGACGAGGCCGGUGACCAUUCGGUGAGGGAGUCCCAGGCCCCUGCUGGGGUCACCACGAGGUCCAAGGGCACCCCCUCGAAGAAACCGUCGACCGGGGCUCCGACGAGGAGCAGUGCUGCCGCCGGGCCGGCUGCUGCAGCCUCAUCUGCUCCUGGAACUCGCAAGCCGACACCCCAGGCUGCGAGGCCCCCGGGCUCCGCGCUUCUCAAGAGGCCGCGGAACUAUGCCGCCGUGGACCAGCCGACGCCGGCGGCGAAGAAGAAGAGAGAGGGAGUGGCCGCACCCUCGGGGACCCAGCAGCCUGGCACGGCCACACCUCCUCCAGCACAGAAGUGCGGCAACAGCCCUCGCGCCGCUCCGGCUUGGUCAUCCUCGCGAGGCGCGGAGGACCGUCCCCAGGAGAAGGCGACCUCCAUAGCCAAGCCGGCUCUGGAGGCGCCCGCUCUCAGCUCGCUGGCCGAGGUCCCGCUGGCCCCGGAGCUCCCAGCUUCUUCUUCUGCUGCCAUCAACUCACAGAUCUUGGCAACGAAGCUGCCUCCUCCUUCCGCCACACCACUAGCUCGUGAUCCUUCUGCUUCGCCCGACGCUUUGGAGAAAGCUCUUUCUGCGCUGACCCGGCUCCGGAACGACCUUCAAGGCGCUGACCGUCGCCUGGUGACGGGGCGCCUGGAGCUGAUCUCAGCUUCCGAGGAGGACAAGCGGGCUGCCGACCAAGCCGCGGCCGCCUGUGAGGUGGCGCUGAAGGAUGCCGAGGCCACCAGGGAGCGCUGCAGGGCGGCGGUGGUCGAGCUGGAGAACCUGCACAAGGAAUGGGCUGCCAUGGCUCGCCAGCUCGAGGUGCGGGAGGAGAAGGUGAAGGCACAAGAAGAGGCGGUGACCGGCCGUGAUGCUGAUCUGGAGCAGCUGGCGCAGGCGCAGGCCGCGGAACGCGAUCGCCUCAAGAAGCUGGAGAAGGAGGUGGAAGCGGAGAGGGUCCAGCUGGAAAUCAAGGCGAAGGUUCUUGCCGAGGAUCGCGAGGCCUUCAAGUCCCUUGAGGAGAGAUCCCGCGAGGUGCUGCGGGAACUCUACGAGAAGGACUUGGAGAAGCCUUUGGUGACUGAUGACGACGGACCCGCCCAGCUACUUCCUCAGCUCAUCACGGUGCUCGAGGACGUCAUCAGCGGAAUCGGCCCCAUGGUGGAGGGGGAAGUGCGCGCUCUUUCCUCGUCGGCCUUGACGCGCGUCCUCAGCCAUCUUCACCUUCGAGAUCCCAAUGCUGACCUUGGUGUCCUGCUCGAGCCUGUAGAUGAGGAGCGCUGUGUAGCUGCUGCCAAGGCCGUGAAGGGCCAAGUGGAGACCUUGCUGAGGAAGUUCCUUGCUAUCGACCCUGCACCUCCAGCCGAUGGUGCCGCCGAUCUCGCAACCAAGGCCAACGACACGAUCGACGGCGACGCUGUCGACAGGAAGGCGCUCCCUGACGAUGGCACCCAAGGUUGA
Aegilops tauschii subsp. strangulata is the source of this 1665-nucleotide messenger RNA. NCBI's taxonomy places the organism in Eukaryota, Viridiplantae, Streptophyta, Magnoliopsida, Poales, Poaceae. The record is from RefSeq and is a predicted model, not a curated record.